Messenger RNA from Lontra canadensis (Northern American river otter), 383 nucleotides. RefSeq names its product peptide YY (gene PYY). Bases 111 to 383 code for a protein of 90 amino acids. NCBI's taxonomy places the organism in Eukaryota, Metazoa, Chordata, Mammalia, Carnivora, Mustelidae. Gene Ontology annotation, molecular function: neuropeptide hormone activity; neuropeptide Y receptor binding. The record is from RefSeq and is a predicted model, not a curated record. The transcript is spliced from 3 exons. Gene Ontology annotation, biological process: neuropeptide signaling pathway; feeding behavior. Gene Ontology annotation, cellular component: extracellular region.
CAGGGAAGGCGCUGAGCAGAGGAAGAGGCCACAGCCCGACCUGCAGCAGUCCAGCCCUUGGGACUCCUUUUGCCGGCCACUUGCUCAUCUCUGCUUCCGGAGCUAUCGCCAUGGUGACGGUGCGCAGGCCGUGGCCCGCGGUGGCCACAGUGCUGCUGGCCCUGCUCGCCUGCCUGGGGGCGCUGGUCCACGCUUACCCCUCCAAACCCGAGGCUCCCGGCGAAGACGCCUCGCCCGAGGAGCUGAGCCGCUACUACGCGUCGCUGCGCCACUACCUCAACCUGGUCACUCGGCAGCGGUAUGGGAAACGCGACAGCCCCGAGGCGGUCCUCGCGAAACUGCUCUUCCCCGACGACGAGGACCGCCGGGUCAAGACACGGUAA